Messenger RNA from Kwoniella mangroviensis CBS 8507, 1524 nucleotides. RefSeq lists its product as uncharacterized. NCBI's taxonomy places the organism in Eukaryota, Fungi, Basidiomycota, Tremellomycetes, Tremellales, Cryptococcaceae. The record is from RefSeq and is a predicted model, not a curated record. The coding region runs from base 1 to 1524 and encodes 507 amino acids. The transcript is spliced from 11 exons. Gene Ontology annotation, molecular function: zinc ion binding; DNA binding. Gene Ontology annotation, biological process: DNA-templated transcription.
AUGCAUGGCUCUAGAUGUUCUCCGUCAGACAGAUUGCUCAACGGGCCUCAGUCGCCACCAUCCACAGGCUCAGCAGCGCAAUCGGUUCUGUCGAUGAAUGACCCUUUGAAGCGACGAGGUACAGGCUCUCAUAUGCAGUUUGGGCCCACCUCAUUCUGGUCCUAUGCUCCCGAUGCAGGGCAGGAUCCCGGUUCCUCCACCGGCAGUGACGCCGUUAACAAUCUCCCACCCGACGACGGCAUCACCACUGACCUUCUCCCUGGCGAUUAUGUAGAGUGGGCCCGUCAUUUGCCGCGAGAUCUAAGAAUUACGAAAAAAGUUCAUGACACCGCUCUUGCUCUCUUUGGUGCUUACUACGCACCUUGGUGUAUGGCAGUCGAUAUGCCCGCUUUUCUCCGGGACAUGGAGAUAUGUAAUUUGGUGGCCAAAACACCAACCACUCAACCUAUUCUUCGAAGGACGUCAAAUUAUUCCCCAUUACUGCACAAUUGUGCACUUCGUCUGGGAGUACAUUUCAACAGGGAUGUAUGGCCAGAACUGGCGGGUAUGAUGGAUGGUCUGAUCUCCAAACACUGCGCGAGUAUGCUAAUCGAGGAGACCGAUGAUCCGAAUCUGAGUACGCCCAAGGCAUUAGCCUUGUACGCAGCGUGUCUGAAUUUGAGAAACGAAGAAUCAGCGCAGAAAACAGGGUAUAUUCACUUCGGUAUGGCAUUUGCCUGUGUUCAAGCGCUCGGAGUCAAUCUGAAUUGCAGACACCUGGUAGAGUCAGGUCAGAUCACACGGCAAGAUCAAGCAUUGAGGAGCUCUAGCUACUGGACACUCUUCCAACAGGAUCUGCUUCGCGCCAUCUGUGCGGGGCGUCCUUUCAUGCUCCGCGCUACUUCCGAUAUCCAUUUACCUCUCAUCGACGCCGACGCCGAUCAGGAACCUUGGCUCUCUCCGUUUAGCAAUGUAUCCGUCAACGGACGCAACUCGUUGCGAUCUUCAGUCUUCCACUGGACUGCUAAACUUGCUUGUCUUCUUAGGCAAGUGGUAGAUAUCGCUCUAUCGACAAAUUAUGACGGACUGAACCGCGACCUCCAAGUGACGGACCUCAUCUCCAAGCUAGAUGCGUGGCAGCGCGAUCAACCUCUCCCCAACCCACAAGCCCACCCUGUGCCACAUCUCCUAGUAAUGCAUAUGCUAUUCCACUUAACCUAUAUCUAUCUCCUGCGACCUUACUUUAGAGCUUCUUUGGAUAUAGCUCCUUCGGCAGCUCAAAGAUGUCAGCAAGCAACCAAUGAGAUUUCUGAGCUUCUCAAGACAUUCGAUGAAAUCCACGGCUUGCGAAACGCCGUCGCCACUAUCAUGAUCUUCGGAAUGGUGACCAUUCGCCUUCUGGUCCUAGUUUCCGAUUCGACAUUGUCUAUGACGGAUAGUGCCAAUGGUCUAGAUGAAUGCAUCGGAUAUAUGGACGAAAUAGCCCAUACAUGGCUUGAAGCCCGACAAGCUCUGAUGGUGAUCAAACACCUCAAAAAUGAAUAA